Messenger RNA from Anarrhichthys ocellatus (wolf-eel), 1761 nucleotides. RefSeq names its product Rieske domain-containing protein-like. Bases 86 to 883 code for a protein of 265 amino acids. The record is from RefSeq and is a predicted model, not a curated record. NCBI's taxonomy places the organism in Eukaryota, Metazoa, Chordata, Actinopteri, Perciformes, Anarhichadidae. Gene Ontology annotation, molecular function: 2 iron, 2 sulfur cluster binding. The transcript has 3 exons.
CUCUUCCUCAAACCAGACUGCUCUGACACAUGGCUCACUUGAAACGCAGACGACGUUUGGAAACCUGCUGUAAGAAGUCAUCAACAUGUCUUCUGAGGAAGAGACUUCUCAGAAUUCCUCUUCCUCCACUCCCCCUCCCUAUUCUUCUUCUUCCUCCUCCUCCUUACCUCCACCUGCCUCCCACUUCAUCGGGAAGAAAGAGGACAUUGUCAAGGCCGGGCGCGUGACCAAGAUGGUGAAUGGAUGCAGAGAUAUACUGGUUCUGCACCACCAGGGGCAGCUUCAUGCAAUGGACACACGCUGCUACCGUAAGCUCAGUGUGUGUUGGUUUUUACAUAUGCAGGAAGCUAUAAUUGUACAGCCUGUCCUCACCUUUAGUUGGUGUCCUGUUGACAAAUUUAGAAAGAUGAUUUCAUUUAUUGUCGUAUUAUAUUUUCAAGUGUGGAAUUUAAUUUCUGCAAUGGCUCAUCACACUGAGGCCUAUAAGACACUUGUUUUUCCACUGACAGAUUCAGGUGGUGCAUUACAGUAUGGAGACAUUGAGCUGCACAGUCUUAUCUCCCUUAUCACCUUCAUGCUGUGCCAACAUCAGGAGUUUAAUGGGCGGCUGUGUAUCGUGUGUCCGUGGCACAAGUACAAGAUCACACUAGCAGAAGGGGAAGGGCUUUACCAAGCUGUGGAUGAUCCUACAGCCAAACCCCUGAGAACACACUGGCGCUCCAAGGGUGUCAAACAGAGGAUUCACAAGCUCACUGAGGUCAACGGGAAUGUAUACGCAACAUUGAACGACUCUAGUGAGGCCAUAGAGUCAGACGUCUACCAGACUGAGAGAUAUAGGACUGACUUACUCAAGACCCAGCCAAAACCCAUGGCCAAGAAAUAACCAGACUCUCAGAUGAUUGAUGACUCAACCACAAAUACUGAAAUGCUUUAAGGACAAUGUGAGAAGUUUUGUUGUAUUUCAUUGGAAAGCAUAUCAAACCCCUUCAGAAUCCGUUUGUCACAAUAAUAAUUAUCAAAAAACUGUGACCAAGUGUGUGAGCCAAUAAGCCUGUAAGGUUUAUAUGAGUCAAUCUAUGACGUAUAAUGUAUGAAUCUCUGUAGUAAAAUAUAUAUAUAUAUAUCUAUUAUACAUAUAUAUCUGCAAUUGCAGGGUGUGUAUCAUUUCAGUGCUGAUUUUUGUGCUUCAAUUGGACAUCCUUAGAGUUUUGUGCUGUUUACUGUUCCUGUGCUCUUGCUCUGAUGGACACCGUUUGUUUUAGCAAGAUCAGAAAACAUAACUGAAGACAUUGAACAAAUCGGUAGGUAUGAUUUAGAAAUGUCUUUUAGAAUUAGAGUUUUUUUUACACUGAACUUCGUCUGCUACAGAAUAUUGUGGUUUCUAAUUAUUAAAUGGUUCAAAUAAACUGUUUAUUUUUGGUAGACAAAAAGGAUGAUUAUUUUUAUGUUCCAUUGUCACGAUAAAUUAUAUGAGACUUAUUAUGAUGCUAUUGUGUCAUUUGUCAUAUUAUAUACACAGCUACGUUCUUCUAAACACAGUUCAACAAAAGUGUAAAAUUAUAGAUAAUUACAAUGCUGAUUUUACAACGAAAACAUUAGAUCAGCUUGUAAAAUAUGAAGCAUUGGUAUAUGAAACUACCCAACAGUACAUAGUAGUCCAAAUUACCUCAAACUUGACCAACUACAACAGUAUAUGCUACUUCCACAUCAUUGUUUUAGUAACUGCAAUCAAUGAUGAAUAUCACAAUCACAAUGGUUGUU